This is a messenger RNA of Schistosoma rodhaini, 2747 nucleotides long. NCBI's taxonomy places the organism in Eukaryota, Metazoa, Platyhelminthes, Trematoda, Strigeidida, Schistosomatidae. The record is from the annotation of a GenBank genome assembly.
CCCCCAAAUUCAGUUGCACAAAUUUGUAUCUAACUAAUUAAAAAAAAUAUUGAAUAUGAAAAUGAUAUGGAAGCACAUCUUUUCAAUCAUCUUUUACUUUAUAAUCAAUAAUUUUAAUACUUCAAUCAAUAUUAUUCAUUCAAAGAAUAUUAUUACAAUCAAUAAAUUAUCGUCAAAAUAUGAUACCUGUAAUUCUUUAUUAGCAAAAUGUUAUUGUGAUGAAUUAUGUACAAAAAAAUCUGAUUGUUGUUCAGAUUAUCCAUUAUAUAAUAAUAGUUUCCAUGACAACAAUAUUUUAACAACAACAUGUAUUAAAAAAAUUCAUUACGUCACUGAUUUACCAUAUAUUAUUGAAGAAUAUGAAGAUUUAAGUGAAGAAAUUUAUGCAAUUUCCAAUUGUCCAUUGAAUACAUCAAUGAAAAUUGCUUCAAAAUGUAAUCGUUCAAAAUAUAUUAAAAUACAAUUUAAUGAUUUGUCUACUUUAGAUAAAAAGAAUUGGGAUAUAUUCAGUAAAGAGUAUAUUUCAGGUAUUAUAUCAAAUAAGAUAUUAUUUCAUUUUAAAAUAUCUGAUAUACGUGCUAUUGCACCAGUUGUAUCACUAAAAACAAAUCGUAUCUAUGCAAAUAUUGAUUGUGCACAAUGUCAUGGUGAAUUAAAAUCUAUACCAGGUGAAAAUUUUCAUAAUUCUAUGAAAAAAUAUUUAAAAUUUUAUACAGUUAAAAUACGUUGUCAUUUAGUUGGUAAUAAUAAAUAUCGUAUAUGUCUUCUUGAUACAGCAUUACCCCCGAGUUAUUCACGUUCAUGUCCAACAUUACUUCGUUCUAAUAUAACACCAUUAUCAGUGUCUAAUAAACGUAUAAGAUGGCAUGAAUUUCUUGCAUUACCACAAAAAUAUUUAGGUUUUGAAAUGAAUACAAAUGAGGAAGAAAAAGAAGAAGAAGAAGAAAAGAAGUCUACAAUACUAAGAAUAACAGAGUCUAUCUUUGAUAUUCUACAAAUAAUCGUCAGUAUUUUUUCUGCUAUAUGCCUUUGUACAUUAUUGAUCAUUCAUGGGAAAACAAAAUCUUUAUAUCAAAAAUUAUCUAAUCAAUUAAUUAUGGGUUUAGCUUCAUCUAUACUUAGUUUAUUAUUAAUCUAUUUAACAUUACCAUUAAUUAUUGAAUAUAUUAAUAUAUUUAAUCGUCAAUUAUGUGUUAUGAUUGCAUUUUUAAUACAUUAUUUCUUUUUAUGUAGUUUUAUAUGGAUGUUAACAUUUGGUAUUAAUUUAUUAAAUACAUUCGGUGGAAUACAUACAUGUUUAUUAUGUUGUUCAUAUAUUAAAUUGAAAGUAACCAAAUCGAAAGAGAAAGUAGAUUCUAUUAAUCAUAGAUUUAUUUCAAGAGCAAUGCAAAGUAUGGUCAUUCAAUCAGCGAAACGUAGUGGUUCCAAUUCAAUGAAAAGCAUCGUCUUUUCUUCUUUACUUUCAAUCAUCUUACCGUUCUGUUUUGUGAUACCGGCUAUUAUCAUCAAUGAGAAAACUUAUCCCAAUGAAUGUAUACACGAGCAGCAUGUUGCUAAAAUGUUAAAUAAUGAAGUAGAUGAAUCAAUAUGUACAAAAAGUCAAAAAAUAUUGAGCUAUUUGACACCAGGAUUUUGUCCACCAGAGGAUUGUACAAGACCAUGGUUUACAAUAAAUGAAGCAUUUUUCUUAUGGUUUCUGGCGCCAACUACAGUUUUAUUAGCAUUCAACUGUCUUGUAUUGAUCAUCGUUGGAACUCAUAUUUGGUUUCUCAGUCAAAAUGAAUUGAAUAUAUCAACAGGUAUAGGAAGUGAAUCAGACACUAAUGAUUUUCCAAAACAAAGUCGAAAAAUGUUGAAAAUAUGUUUUAAUCUAUCGAUUAUUUUAGGUAUUGUAUGGAUAUUUCAAAUUUUAGCCAGUCUUUUACCUGACGUCCCAUUAAUUGGACGUGUAGCUAGUUUAGUUAGUAGUGCUCAAGGAGCUGCACUCACAUUUACAACUACUAGUAAUCUGAAAAGAAAAGCAAAAACAACAUGUGAAUGGACAAGUAUUUUCACGUUAAGUAAUAGUAAUACAAGUGGUACUAACCAUACUUUUCGUAAUUGGAUAAGACCAGAAAAGCUGAAAGCUAAUUCAUCAGAGAAACCUGAUUCAAAUUUACAAUCUACAAAAUGUGAUGAUAAUUAAUUUUCUUAUCAUAUUUAUCCAAUGACCAAAGUGUGGAAAGAAAUAUAGUUCAAUCAUAUUUAUCUACUUGCAAUUAUUCAGUAGUAUGAUGCGACAAUAUUUCAUUUUAUGUGAUGUUUCCCAAAAGUCCAUAAUUGCAUCUUUUUUUCUGUGCUAAAAUAUUAUAUUUAAAGUUCAUCAACUGUUUCGCAGAACAUAUAAUCAAAUUUUUGUUCUCAUGACAAGUUUGUUUUCCAUUCAACUUUGAUUACAUAAUAUUUACGAUUCUAUUUUCACACAUGAAGUUUGUAUUUCAGUUUUCAGGGUUUAAAAUUGUAAUCUUAUCAUUCUUUUUACAGUAAUUUGGUAACACUUCAAGAAUUUUUUGAAGCCAGAUUUAGAGACUGAAAAUUAGAUAAAACAUUCUCAUUGAAAUUGGAUAGUUGAUAAGUAAUACUUAUACCAAACAUCCACUCAAGUUGCAAUAAUAAAAAAAUUGGAAGAAAAUUAAAAGACAAAUCAGAAGGGGACUUGUGGAGAUUUCAGUAUAUUUCAAAGCUGAAAUCAUGAGUCAAUUGAAGCU